CCAGUAUGGCCACCAAUCCAUCCUCAAGUUUUAGUACCAUUAUCACCAGCAUCAGACAGUGAUGAUUGUGACGAUCAAAGGGAAACACUAACAAAUGAAGCAACCAGUUCACUGGAACCACUCCAUAUAUUGGGAAAUCAGGAUACAAGAAAACCUGAUAGUUUUGGAGGGACUUUAAAUGAGGCUGAAAGUGGUAAGGGAAUGCCACAAAAGUUGUGUGAUGGAGAACAAAAGCUGGCCUCUUUAGAGCAGUCUAUUCAGGAACAUGUGAAGAAGAGCCAAAUGCUGACGCAAAAAGAGAUCGAGAAUCGUAAAGUUCUUCAACUGAAGAAGAAGGAACGGUACCAACUUGUCUCACAGUUAAAAACCUUGGAGACGGAAAUCAAAAACGUAACUGCAUCAGUCACAUUUUACAAGUCACAAAUGGAAGCAACGCAGAAAGAGAUCCAACUUUUGGAAAAACAGAAAGAAGAGUGCCAAGCUGGCAUAACAGAAAGUGGGCUUUGUGGACCAUUAGCAGAUGCUACAUGUGCAAAAUCACCUAGUGAUGGUCACUUGCAAGUAUCAGGAACUGACAGAAAUCAAAAUCUAUCCAGAGCACAAGAAAAACAGAGACUCAUGGAAAGAGUAAAACAGAUUGAAGAAACACUAGAGAAACUGAAGAAAGGUGUACCAAAACACUAG
Candidula unifasciata is the source of this 684-nucleotide messenger RNA. The record is from the annotation of a GenBank genome assembly. NCBI's taxonomy places the organism in Eukaryota, Metazoa, Mollusca, Gastropoda, Stylommatophora, Geomitridae.